AUGAGUACAUCUACACAUACUUCGCUUGAGUUUCUUACUAAGGACUUUUCCUCACUUAAAGAGGAAAUUCCGUUUCUUGCAAAGAACUUGACAAGUUACAUCACCUUUGAUAAUUUGUUCUACUACACUUUGGCCUGUAUUGCAUUUAAUCCGAUUUUCUGGAACAUUGUUGCUCGUUUACAGUACCGUACCAAGUUUAUCACCAAAGUCACCAGGUCCGCCAAGUUGGGUUGUUACUUGUUAGCCAUUACAAUUUUCUCGUUGGGCAUUUACCGUGACUCUGUAUAUCACGAAUUACUCAAGGCGCAACCUACUUACCAACCAUUGUUAGAUUCCUUCAUUAUUAAAGCAGUGGCCGUUGUUUCAUUUGCAGUGGGUAAUAUCUUUGUCAUCACUUCAAUGUGGAGUUUAGGUGUCACUGGUACUUACUUGGGUGACUACUUUGGAAUUUUAAUGAAAGAAAGAGUCACGGGGUUCCCAUUCAGUGUCAAUAACAACCCAAUGUACAAUGGAAGCACCUUGUGUUUCUUGGGAACCGCACUCUGGUAUGGCAAACCCGUGGGGUUGGUGGUUACGUUGUUUGUGUGGGUGAUGUAUAAGAUUGCCUUGCUUUUCGAAGAGCCAUUCACGGCUAAGAUUUACGCGUAUCACUUGAAGUUGGAUUGA
Lodderomyces elongisporus is the source of this 666-nucleotide messenger RNA. It is a transcript of the gene OPI3, whose product is annotated as bifunctional phosphatidyl-N-methylethanolamine N-methyltransferase/phosphatidyl-N-dimethylethanolamine N-methyltransferase. Bases 1 to 666 code for a protein of 221 amino acids. The record is from RefSeq and is a predicted model, not a curated record. Gene Ontology annotation, biological process: phosphatidylcholine biosynthetic process. The transcript has a single exon. Gene Ontology annotation, molecular function: S-adenosylmethionine-dependent methyltransferase activity. Lineage: Eukaryota; Fungi; Ascomycota; Pichiomycetes; Serinales; Debaryomycetaceae.